AAUGUUGCACUGCAGUACCCUGUUGCUCCACGUGUUGCUGACCUGGUACUCUGUGGCUGUGGUUGCGGACCCCUUCUACUGUGACACUGACAUCAUACCUGGUAUUGAACCCCUGACGAGCUAUUUCUACCAUUGUGAUGGUGUUAACCAGUGUAUAGACAGAAGAGAUGAGGCGGGGUGUACCGAUUGCCCCUCAGGGAAGCUGCUACUAGUAGGAGUCGCCCCAAACAGUGCUAUCUUCCAAUACGAGACUGUGUACGAGCUACAGGAUUACAAACUCCGGAACAAACCAGUUUACAAGACGACAGAGGACUCGUUACAGCAGGGCUAUGUGGCGUACAAUGAUCUAGACAGGAGGUGGGAGGUAUCCAAGUAUGCUGAUCAAGGAACUGUACUUGUUUCUAGUCCUACUAUUACUACACAACCCUUUUUAACAGAGGUUACCUGGAAGCUAGCAGAAAGUGAAGAGAUUUUAACGAGUAUGAACUUCCAAUGUGUCCCGGAGAAUACAAGAAAGUGCUAUGGAAAUGUCAUGGUUGUCUCCCCUAAUCAAGUCAUAAUAUUAGAUGUAACAGAGGGUUUCUAUAAUGACCGGAUUCGUUACGGGAAUGAGAAAUACGAUCUACAAUAUGUACUAACUUCGGAGACAUGGCCUACACCACACUGGCAAGUAGUGAACAAAGCAACAAGUGAGGAGGAGAUGGUGUUUCUACGAACUACAGCUCAAUAUCCUGAGUUCAUCUCCAGCCCUGGGCUCUACAAGUCAGCUGACUCCUCCUGGUUGAGAGGCUCCAACUGGUUUACGUGACCUGUGAGGUGCUGACCACUGCGCCAGACACAGGCCCCACUCCUGGGCUGUUCUGUUCCGUCUGACUCUUGUGGGUGGAGUGUGCGUGUGCCGGGUGAUAUGGAGCUGUCAGGGGGAGCAGUGGAGCAGUUCAGUGUGGGACAGAGAGCCCCUCCCUCACUCCACAUAACCUCUGACAGGGGCACACCUCCUGGCAAGUACAGACUCACUAGUCAGAGGUUUGAUCUCCAGACCGAGAGUUGUCUUCUCGUCAAGUUCGCUAACACUGUUACUGCUCCUGAAAAUGAAGCUACUAUUUCUAUCAGCUUAAAGGACUAUUUCUCGAACGAGGAGGUGUUUAUAAUACAGGCCAGAUUGCACCAUAACCCCAAACAAGCAGCAAUGUUACAGAGUAGACAGAUACCUGACCCAGAUGAUAAACCUCACGCUGGAGGAUGACACCCCUAAAACUAACGCUCAGAUAGUGAUAACUAUAGAGCUGCAUCUGAGUGAGCAGCCGAGUGGAGUGGUGGCUUUAGUAGAGACUGCACUUGUUCAGGGUCUCUGUAAGAAUGGCACUACUCUUGAAAUGUUGGACCCCUGCGACGACCUGGAUUUCCCUUGUGACAGCAACCAAUGUGUCAUGGCAGGUUUCAAAGGGUAUCAGUGUCAGUGUGAAGAUAGUGGUAUGUACGGAGCACACUGUGAGCAGACAGCAGGAGACACGUGCUCAGUGGAGGAUGUUAGGAUAGAUCACGUGCUGGAGACAGUUCCGCUAGAAGGGUACAGGGGAGCUGAUCUACUGAACGUGAAGUGUCAGGAAGACUACGAGCUGACAGGGGUCUUUCCCAGGUGUCAGGCGAACAGUGAGUACAAUACUAUACCUCAGUGUGUCCCUCUCCAGUGUGUCCCACUAAACCCCCCUCACUCAACCAUAUCUGUUGAAUCCUCCACUCUAACUACAGUGCAGUGUGAGGAGGGGUUCCUACCAUCUGCUGUACAAACCCUCCUCUGCGAGGGAGGACACUACAACUCCUCGCUCUCACCCUGCCUUUUAGAGUGUACUGCUGAACAAACAGAAACUGAUAAUAACACAGAUUCACCUCUUAUCACGGUGGAUGUGUCGUUGUGUGACUUCGCCUCAGGGCCGUUCCACAAUAAUUACACGCAUUGUAAGGAGUCCUCCUCUCAACUAGAAAUCCCGGGUAUCUUAUCAGUAUCAACAGAGAUAAGUCUUAGUGUAGACACUCUAGGUAAACUGUGCGUGAGUUACGCUAACACCACUGACCAGGGACUGCAGUGUGUGGUACAGUGUGUGGAGUCUAGUGUGAUACAGCUCGUCAGGGUGGUGGGUGGUGAAGAACAGUUUGUCGAGGUGGUCACCAACUUCGAUUAUUCUAGGGAGAAGCUGGUGAAUUAUAGUUGUAGAUGCAGGUGCUCUUUUCAAUUAGUAGUUAUGUUAUUGGGUGUUUACUUCAUGCUAAUUUCAUGAGAUCCUAGUUAAUGAAUAUAGUUAAUAGUUUUCAAGUUUUUACCAACAGAAAGAUGUUUCGUUGAAAAAUGUGAAGAGCUGAUAUUUGCAAGUGCAAGCAAAUAAAUUUAUGGAGUACAUUUCCAGAAAAGAUUUUGCGAACUGUCGGAAGUAACCAGAAAGUGAAUUAAGAAUUGAUAAGUUGACACAGAUAUCUUAAAUUUGUUAACUACGUUUAAUUAUUGCGUUUGAUUUUAUUUCAUCAACAAUGUGGC
Messenger RNA from Bolinopsis microptera, 2533 nucleotides. RefSeq lists its product as uncharacterized. The record is from RefSeq and is a predicted model, not a curated record. NCBI's taxonomy places the organism in Eukaryota, Metazoa, Ctenophora, Tentaculata, Lobata, Bolinopsidae. The coding region runs from base 2 to 808 and encodes 268 amino acids. The transcript is spliced from 9 exons.